AGAAAAAGAAACUUUGCAUGAGCUCACAAGCAGGAAAUGAUCACACACUGAGAAGCUGUGGUUAUGAAGCAGAGGGGGAAACCAGCAGUGAGAAGGAGUCUCCACAGGUCCAGUCACCCUGGUCGGAGUCAAUAAGUCAGCUAAUGAGGAAACUAGACCAACUUAAUCUGGACAUAGAGGAGGCUCUGAGUGCAAGUUCGUCCCCCUCAGACACACCCUGCACCACCCGCAAGAAAAAGUGGGGUGGUGCGCUUCCAAAGUCCACGUUAAACCGAACCCUGAACGACCAAGUUCUCCAUAGAACAGAAAGAGAAGAAUGCCAGAACAGAGACUGGUCUUCUACACCUCGCAGCUCCUCAAUGGGAACCAGAGCAAGAACUAAGAAGACGAUGUUCAGUAAGGUGACCGAUGCAGCAGGUGCAGAAAUUGAGGCGAAAGAGGCGUGUGAUUGGCUGCGGGCAGCAGGAUUUCCCCAGUAUGCUCAGCUCUUUGAAGAUUCACAGUUUCCCAUUGACAUUACUCCUGUGAAAAGAGAUCAUGAUUUUUUGGACAAAGAUCUUGUGGAACCUCUGUGCAGGCGACUCCACACUUUAAAUAAGUGUGCCUCUAUGAAACUUGACGUGAAUCUUCCAAAGAAGAAAAGUGAAGACUCUGAUGAAGACGAUCUGUUUGCUAUUAGUGACAAAUGGACCUUUGAGUGGAGCAGCCGGCGUUGGUCCAGGUUACAGGACAUUCAUUACAGUCUGCUGGGAAAUCACAGAGAGGGUGAGCUCUCCAGAGAUGGUGUGCCUCUGAGAACUACCACCAGCAGCGAGAGUGUUCUGACAGACCUCAGCGAGCCAGAGGUCUCUUCUUUGCACAGCGAGAGCAGCGGAGGCAGCGGUCAUCAGGGCCUCAGCACAGAGGACUCUGACUGUUCCAACCGCACCUGCUCAGACACUGCAGCAAUGCCAGACUCGACUUCUCUCACAAUGCCUCACAUCCCCAAAGAAUUUGCUCACUUCAAUUCACCAUCUGACAAGCACAGCAAAACAACCCACUCUCGUGCCAAGGAGUUACUAAAGCGUAUGGAUACACUGAGCUCCCGAGGUACUCUGGGAAAAGGCCAUAAGACGCUGGUAAUCAGCUCUCCUGUGCUGCAGCAGGAGGCCCAGGCCCUGAAGAAUUUGAGGUGUGAAGACAUAAUAAAUGGAGAUGGUGGAGCUCUGGAACCACCAUGCAAUAAAGUUCUGCCGUCCCACUCCAGUAGUGAGGGUAGCAGCCAUUCUGGUGGCAGCACUGUCAGCACACCCAGCCUAAAAGAGCGUAAGCCUCACCGUGUUGACCAUAAACGCAGUGGCAUGUAUUUGGAGGACAUGGACAUCUUCUCAGGAUCCCAAAUGAAUAAAGUUGCAGAACAAAAUCGUAGAAAUGAAUUUUGCUCUUAUGAAAACCUCGUGGUCCACAUUCCCAAAGACCACAAGCCAGGAACCUUCCCCAAAGCAUUGUCCAUAGAGAGCCUGUCCCCAACUGGUGGCGCCUCAAUUAACUGGCACACUGGCAGCAUGCACCUGGACUCCCCUUUAAUUUCAUGCAGAAAGGAAACACGGCCUGCCACCCAGUCCUCUUCCAGAGGUAGCCGCAUCAGUGUGUACGAUAAUGUUCCUGGCUCGCAUCUGUAUGCCAGCACUGGAGACCUGAUAGACCUGGAGAAAGAGGAUCUGUUUCCACACCUGGAUGAUAUCUUACUGCAUGUCAAUGGUCUACAACAGAUAGUGGACCACUGGUCAAAAAAUGUGUUACCUGGAGGCGAGGGGAUAGUACAGAUCGAUGAUGGGAAGGAUGAUACAGCAGGGCUUCAGUCCUCUAGUCAGAUUACAUUGGACUUUGAGGGAAAUUCUGUCACGGAAAGCCAGAUCGUGCCUAGUGAUGGAGACAGAGACAAAGUAUCACUUACAGAGACAGAAUCUACAAGGCUCAGGGAAAGGAGGGACUCCGGUGUGGGUGCAUCACUCACAAGACCUAAUAGGUUAAGAUGGCCCAGCUUUCAGAUAUCUAAUCGUCUAAGUCACUCAAGAGCAUCCCUGCAGAUUACAAACCAAUCAGCAGGCCAGCUGAGUUUGUUACAAAAGUUUUCACUGUUGCGUUUGACUGCAAUCAUGGAGAAGUAUUCCCUGACCAAUAAACAUGGCUGGACUUGGUCUGUGCCAAAAUUUAUGAAGAGAAUGAAGGUACCAGAUUAUAAGGAUAAGAAUGUGUUUGGAGUUCCUCUCAUUGUGCAUGUGCAGCGUUCAGGACAGCCCUUGCCCCUCGGCCUGCAGCAGGCCCUGCGGUACUUGAGGAGUCAGUGUCUUGACCAGGUGGGUCUUUUUCGUAAAUCAGGCGUGAAGUCUCGAAUCCAAGCUCUGAGGCAGAUGAAUGAAAGUUCUCCAGAAAAUGUAAAUUAUGAGGAUCAGUCUGCCUAUGAUGUGGCUGAUAUGGUGAAGCAAUUCUUCAGGGAUUUACCUGAGCCCCUACUCACCAGCAAGCUGGGAGAGACCUUCCUCCAUAUUUACCAGUAUGUACCAAAGGACCAAAGAUUGCAAGCUGUCCAGGCCGCCAUCAUGUUGAUGUCUGAUGAAAAUCGAGAGGUACUGCAGACGCUGCUCUGUUUCCUUAGUGAUGUCACUUCCUCUGUGGCGGAGAACCAGAUGACACCUAUGAAUAUUGCUGUGUGCCUGGCUCCGUCCCUCUUCCAUCUCAACAAAAUGAAGAAGGACAAUCUUUCACCAAGAGCCAUGCAUAAGAAGUAUGCUACUGGCAGACCAGACCAGAAGGAUCUGAAUGAGAAUUUAGCAGCGGCACAGGGCCUCGCUCACAUGAUCAUAGAGUGCAACCGCCUCUUUGAGAUCCCUCAUGAGAUGGUUACUCAGUCGCGUAAUUCCUACGUGGAGGCUGAUUUGCAUGCACCAACAAUUGACGAGCUGUGCAAGCAGUCGGAAGAUGAGGAUGGAACAUACCAAACACUUUUGGAGGGGAGACUUCAGAACCUGCUCAAAGAGGCCCGGGAAAAAUCCAAAUACUGGGUGUCGUGCAGCAGCUCUGAUAACACAGAGCUCUAUUAUAAGAAGGUGGGAGAUGGCAACCCUUUGAGACGUUGGAAAGUGUCUGUCGAGGUGGAAGCACCGCCAUCUGUGGUGUUGAACCGGGUGCUGCGAGAGCGCCACCUGUGGGAUAUGGACCUCCUUCAGUGGAAAGUGUGCGAGACACUGGACAGGCAAACAGAAGUGUUUCAGUAUGUCCUGAGUCGUAUGCCCCCUCAUCCCAGCAGGGACUUUUUAGUUCUUAGGUCAUGGAGGACAGACUUGCCCAAAGGUGCUUGCUCCCUGGUUUCUGUGUCUAUAGAGCAUGAAGACUGUCCUCCUUUAGGAGGGAUAAGGGCUAUAGUCCUGGAGUCUAACUACCUAUUAGAGCCCUGUGGCUCAGGAAAGUCCAGACUAACUCACAUCUGCAGAGUGGACAUGAAGGGAAGGACUCCAGACUGGUACAACAAAGCCUUCGGCCACCUUUGUGCUGCAGAAGCUGCCCGAAUCCGCAACUCCUUUCAGCCACUAAUCACAGAUGGCCCAGAGACCAAAAUCUGAAAUUCUUUGCUGCUUGUGUCUGCUCAGCCUUGAGAUCAACAUUGAGCCUUUGAGUCAUUGCUAACAGCCGCAAAAAGCAGAGACAGGGCUCCAGAACGAAAGCACAGUUUAUUGUUUGUUUGUCUGAAUGCAAAAUGCUCUGAAAAUAACUUAUGGCUCCUCUGAAAUUGCACAAUUUUAAAAGAGGACAUCUUAUAGGUGCUGAGCAUAAUUCUUCAUUGGGAAAUUAAUUAUCCUGCCAAUAUCAUUGACAUUUAUGACUAUUUUAUUUACCUUCAUGUUUCUAAAACUGUAUGUUAUAAUAAUUAUCUUUAAUAAUAUUAUUGUAUUAUUGUUUCUACAAUGUCUAGGACAUUCAAGCUCUGAAAUGCUUCUGGGAAGCAUAUAUUUGUUUGUUUCAGAUUUAAAGCUAUAAUUAUUAUGAUGUACACUCAAGUGUAUAUAUGUGUGUCUGUGUGUGAAUAUACUGUAAAUUAAAUAGAAUGUAUAUUUUGUAUAUAUGUAUAUAUAUAUAUACAUAUAUAUAUAUGAAGGGGUAAUGAGUACAUAUGUUAAUUUUCCAUAUAUUAAUUCAUUUUUCUGUGUGAACCGUUCUGUCAAACACAUGGUACAAAAUUGUAAGCUGGUUUUACUUUGCUCCUUUAUUGCCAUUUUGAAAUGGGUGUAACUGUAAUAAACGUUGACCUUCAGUGGUUGUGAAGAAGGUGACUUAAGGUUUGACUUGAUCAUACCUGCUUUAGGGUACUGGAUUGUGCAGUCAGGUCCAAAAAUGUCUUUUUUUUUAAAAAUAAA
Messenger RNA from Pelmatolapia mariae (spotted tilapia), 4394 nucleotides. It is a transcript of the gene stard13b, whose product is annotated as StAR related lipid transfer domain containing 13b. Gene Ontology annotation, biological process: actin cytoskeleton organization; signal transduction; regulation of Rho protein signal transduction. Lineage: Eukaryota; Metazoa; Chordata; Actinopteri; Cichliformes; Cichlidae. The coding region runs from base 18 to 3602 and encodes 1194 amino acids. The record is from RefSeq and is a predicted model, not a curated record. The transcript is spliced from 17 exons. Gene Ontology annotation, molecular function: GTPase activator activity; protein binding; lipid binding.